Exophiala aquamarina CBS 119918 is the source of this 1692-nucleotide messenger RNA. RefSeq lists its product as uncharacterized. Lineage: Eukaryota; Fungi; Ascomycota; Eurotiomycetes; Chaetothyriales; Herpotrichiellaceae. Gene Ontology annotation, cellular component: membrane. Gene Ontology annotation, molecular function: transmembrane transporter activity. The coding region runs from base 1 to 1692 and encodes 563 amino acids. The record is from RefSeq and is a predicted model, not a curated record. Gene Ontology annotation, biological process: transmembrane transport. The transcript is spliced from 2 exons.
AUGCUGAAAGCUGAUGCUGCCCAGGCGGUGAACCUCGUAUACUUCACCCAGCUCGUCAAUGUCGUGGGAUCUGGAGCGUACGCUCGAGACAUUGUAGCCGUCGUUGGUGGCGCUCAAGAUACUGUCUGGCUCACCUCAGUGAUACCCAUCCUGACGGUUGUUCUCAGUUCUCCAGUCAGCCAAGCGGCGGAUUUUUGGGGCAGGAAAUGGUUCCUUGUGUGUCUGACCGCCACUGGCUGCGUUGGCUCUAUCGUCGUCUCGCGUGCCAAUUCUAUGCCGAUGGCCAUUGCAGGGUUCACCGUCAGCGGUCUCUCCUUCGGUGCGCAGCCUUUACUCCAUGCUGUCACUUCUGAGGUUUUGCCUCGGACACAUCGCUCCUACGCCCAAGCCAGCGUUAAUGUCUCUGCACCAAUGGGGGCUAUCUUCGGUCUUUAUGUUGGGGGGGCAUUGACUCGCAACACGCGCCCUGAGAACUUCAGAAUAUACUGGUAUAUCGCGGCUGCUAUCUACGCGAGCAGCGCCCUUAUCGUGGCACUUCUGUACAACCCUCCACCACGCCAGUUACAGUUGGAACUGACCUCUAGAGAGAAGAUUCAACGGCUAGAUUGGGUUGGGUAUUUUCUACUUACAAGUGGUUUACUCCUUUUCUGUCUUGGUCUCUCAUGGUCGCAGAAUCCUUAUCCUUGGUCUAACGUACACGUCCUCGCGACCUUCCUCAUUGGCGUGGCGUUGACAAUAGGUCUAGUUGUGUACCAAUGGCGGUUCAAGCACGAUGGUAUGUUCCACCACGGCCUUUUCCGAGAUCGCAAUUUCCCUCUAGCCGUCUUUUGCAUUUUCUGCGAGGGCAUCAGCUUCUUCUGUGCCAACACAUAUUUCGCCUUUGGGAUCAGCAUGUUCCACACACCUGACCCCCUUCAGGUUGGCCUACACUAUAGUAUUGCCUUCUACUCAUACGCCUUUUUCGCCGUCGUUGCAGGGACAAUCCGAGCAGUGAUUAUCGUUGCAUUCAGUGCCCUCCUCAUUUUCAAUGUUCUCAUGGCAACUGUGACUCCCACUACAUCCGUGGCCAACCUUUGGGGCUAUCCGGUAAUUUUGGGCGUGGGACUAGGAUUUUGCUUAACAGCAUUAAUGACGGCAGCGCAAUUCUCAGCUCCAAUUGAGCAUAUCGCUGUCUGUUCCGGGCUCAUGAUAGGGGUGCGCAGCUUAGGUGGCUCUGUUGGGUUGGCCAUCUAUAAUGCCAUCUUCAACUCUGCACUCUCCACUAAUCUUGCUCCAAAAAUUGCCGCGGCGGUCCUGCCCUUGGGUCUACCGGAGACAUCACUCGGCCCUUUCAUUAGUAGUCUGACUGCCAACAACGCCACUGCUAUUGCACAGAUACCUGGUGUCAACAAUGAAAUCAUUCAUGCUGGUGGUGCGGCGCUUCUGGAUGCUUUUUCUGUGGCAUUCCGCUAUGUAUGGGUCGCAGCCGGGGCUUUCGCUCUACCUGCAAUCAUUGGUAAGGUUUUGCCCACCACGGAUUCGUGUGCUAUUAUCGGAUUGGGCAUCUGCUUACAACAUUUUCUCACAGCUGCCUUUUUCAUAUACAAUCCAACCAACGAGUUCAACACACAUAUUGAUGCUCCCGUGGAGACCGACACUAUCAAUCUCCACGAUGGUGUUGAUGAGCUCCAUGAGUCAGAGCAAAAGAUAUAG